This is a messenger RNA of Candoia aspera, 4907 nucleotides long. It is a transcript of the gene COL22A1, whose product is annotated as collagen type XXII alpha 1 chain. Gene Ontology annotation, molecular function: extracellular matrix structural constituent conferring tensile strength. The coding region runs from base 1 to 4791 and encodes 1596 amino acids. Gene Ontology annotation, biological process: extracellular matrix organization. The record is from RefSeq and is a predicted model, not a curated record. NCBI's taxonomy places the organism in Eukaryota, Metazoa, Chordata, Lepidosauria, Squamata, Candoiidae. The transcript is spliced from 64 exons.
AUGCCUCUUGUAGGAAGAUACUUGGUCACUUCCAUUUUGACACUACUUCUUCUUUGGGGUGGAGAGAAGAUUAAGGCUCACAGGGCAGGUUGUAAGAACGUUCACUAUGAUCUCGUCUUCCUCCUGGACACUUCCUCCAGCGUGGGGAAAGAAGACUUUGAGAAGGUCCGCCAGUGGAUAGCUAACCUGGUGGACACUUUUGAGAUUGGACCAGACAAAACCCGUGUGGGGGUCGUCCGUUAUAGUGAUCAGCCAACUACUGAGUUUGACCUUGGGACCUAUCAAACUCAGCAAGAGAUAAAAGAAGCUGCAAAGGGCAUCAAAUACUACGGGGGGAACACUAACACAGGGGAUGCCCUACGGUACCUCAACAGUUACAGCUUUUCUGCACAGGCUGGUGGGAGGCCAAAUGAUAACACCAUCAAGAAAGUAGCGAUCCUUUUGACUGACGGCAGGAGCCAGGAUUACGUCUUGAGUCCUGCCUCAGCAGCACAUAAGGCAGGCAUCAGGAUUUUUGCUGUGGGUGUUGGUGAUGCCCUUAAAGAAGAAUUGGAUGAAAUUGCUUCUGAGCCGAAAUCUGCCCAUGUCUUCCAUGUCUCUGAUUACAGUGCUAUUGAUAAGAUACGUGGGAAGCUGAGAAGAAGGCUUUGUGAGAAUGUCCUGUGUCCGAAUGUCCGCGUAGAAGGAGACAGGUUCAGACACAGCAAUGGAGAAACAGAUGACAUACCAGGGUUUGACUUGAUGGAAUUAUUUAGCGUACGAGAGAUAUUCAGAAUGAAAGACAAUGGAAUCCUCAGCUCAUAUGUUCGACUUGGAAGCUUUCCCAUUGUGCAGCGAACACAAGAUGUCUUCCCACAAGGACUUCCAGAUGAAUAUGCCUUUGUCACCACUUUCAAGUUCCGCAAGUCAUCCAGGCGAGAAGAUUGGUAUAUCUGGCAGAUCAUUGACAAAUAUGGCAUACCACAGGUUUCUAUCCGAUUAGAUGGGGAGAACAAGGCCCUGGAGUACAAUGCAGUUGGACUCACCAGAGAUGCUGUGAGAGUGGUUUUUAGAAAUGGACGCGUCAAUGAGCUUUUCGAUCGUAACUGGCAUAAGAUUGCACUGAGCAUCCAGUCCCAGACGGUUUCCUUAUACAUUGAUUGCAAACUGAUCCAGACAUUACCUAUUGAAGACAGAGAAAAUAUUGACAUUCAAGGCAAAACGGUGAUCGGUAAACGCCUUUAUGACAGUGUGCCAAUUGAUUUUGACCUUCAGCGGAUGGUUAUUUAUUGUGAUUCACGGCAUGCUGAGCUUGAAACUUGCUGUGAUAUUCCUUCUGGACCUUGUCAAGUGACAGUUGUUACAGAUGUUCCUCCUCCUGCAAUUCCACCAACCCUUACAAAUGAGCAGGUUGGGUAUAUCAAGACAGUCAACUGCUCCUGUCCUCCAGGAGAAAAGGGGGACAGAGGCCUCCCUGGAUUUGAAGGAUUGAGGGGACCGAAGGGAGAUAUUGGACCAAUUGGAUUUCCUGGCCCAAAAGGAGACAAAGGAGAACCAGGUGGGGAAGCGUUUGGCCGAGCAGAAAAAGGAGAAAAGGGUUCCCUUGGUGCACCUGGCAUCCCAGGGAGGGAUGGUGCCAAAGGAGAAAUGGGAGAACCUGGUCUCCCUGGAGCACCUGGUCUUCCUGGACCAUCUGGCCCAAAGGGAGAAGAAGGGCAUCCUGGUCCCCCAGGUCGUCAAGGUUACGUUGGAGCACCUGGCUUGCAAGGGGAAAGAGGAGAAAAAGGACCCCGUGGAGACAAGGGAGAACCUGGCCUUGACGGUUUUCCUGGGAAACCUGGCCUGGACGGGAAACAGGGCACCAAAGGAAGUCAAGGUCAACCUGGAGUCAUAGGACCACGAGGAGAGAAGGAGUCUACUGGUGAAAUCGGGCCUCCUGGGAAACCAGGCUCAGCAGUGCAGAUUGAAGGCUUGAAAGGGGAGCACGGAGCUCCUGGCCCACGGGGACCAAUGGGGCCUCCUGGGACUCCGGGUAGCCCAGGACCACCUGGACUAGAAGGCAAGAUGGGCCCUCCUGGUCUACAAGGUCUACGGGGCAAGAAAGGAGAGCUUGGUCUCCCAGGAAUUGAUGGCUUAUCUGGACCUCCAGGUCCCCCAGGGCCACCUGGAAUUGAUGGUUCUCCUGGGCUUGCUGGAUCUCCAGGUCAACCUGGAGAAGUUGGCAGAAAUGGUGAACGUGGGCCACCGGGUUUACCAGGAAAAUCUGGUCAAGAUGGUUUACCUGGUCUUCCUGGCUCAAAAGGAGAACAAGGAGAAAGGGGAGAAGAUGGUAAACCUGGCUCCAAGGGUGAAUCAGGCCCCCCUGGGCCCCCUGGCAUAGUGGGUGAGAGGGGUGAAGCUGGUCUUCCAGGCUCACCUGGUUUGCCCGGUCUAAGAGGAGAAAAAGGAAAUCAGGGUGAGAAAGGAAGAGCUGGGCUCACUGGCUUCAAAGGUGAGAGAGGAGACAAGGGUGAAAUUGGUCUUCCUGGUCCCCCAGGUUUACCUGGAAAAGCUGCCCUAUUUACACCACGGCCUAGUAUUCCUGGAGAACAAGGGCCAAAAGGUGAAAAAGGUGAUCAUGGAGAAAGAGGUGAACCCGGAGAACGGGGUGUUCCAGGAAAACUGGGUCCAAUUGGACCUGCUGGGCAACAGGGUCUGAAAGGGCAAGAAGGAGCAGUAGGUCAACCUGGACCUCCAGGAGAAAUUGGUACCCCUGGUCCUGCAGGACCACCUGGCCCACGCGGUUUGCCUGGAAAUGUGGGUAUACCAGGAGGCCCUGGUCAGCCAGGAAGUGAUGGACAGAAAGGAGAAAAGGGAGAACCUGGCAAGGAAGGGCAACCAGGUCCACCUGGGCGAACAGGUGAACCAGGAGCUGUUGGAGAACCUGGAUUACCUGGAAAGGGUCAAGUUGGAGAAAGGGGUGAAAGAGGUCCACCAGGUUUACCUGGACCCUUUGGGCAUAAGGGAGAUCGAGGUGCCCCAGGUAUUCCAGGCCAACCAGGAGACAGAGGAGCCCCAGGCAUUGGACUUUCAGGACCACCAGGACCUGUGGGACCUCCAGGAGACAAAGGGCCACCGGGUUCCCGAGGUUUACCAGGCAUCCAAGGCCCCCCUGGACAGAGUGGUCAGGAUGGCUUACCAGGAAAUCCAGGGGAAAGAGGACCACCAGGAAAACCAGGUUCCUCUCCUCUCCUCUCUCCUGAUGAUAUCAGUCUCUUAGUUAAGGAUGUUUGCAGUGAUUGUCCCCCUGGACCAUCUGGUCUCCCUGGAAUGCCAGGACAGAAGGGUGAUAAAGGCCCCCAAGGCCCACCUGGGAGUGAUGGCCCAGUUGGAAAGAGGGGAGAACCUGGACUCAGAGGUCCCCCUGGGCCUCCAGGAGUGGAAGGUCCCAAGGGUCCUAAAGGAGACCAUGGGGCAUCUGGUGAGGCGGGACUGAAGGGUGAACAGGGUCAUCCUGGAAUACCUGGCUUCAUGGGUCCCCCUGGGAGUCCAGGCCCAGCUGGGCCAGAGGGCUCCCCAGGACCUGCAGGACCUCCAGGAAAUCCAGGAGAAAUGGGGAAAGGAGGUCCUCCAGGGCCUCAGGGACCCCCAGGAUUACCUGGACUUAUGGGUAUGGCUGGAAAGGACGGCAAAGAUGGCAAGCCAGGAUCACCUGGGGAACCAGGUAAGCUGGGAGAACCUGGGUUACAAGGCCAAGAGGGUGCUAGAGGAGUGCCGGGUUUUAAGGGUCCAAGAGGAGAUACAGGAACUCCUGGCAUGAGAGGAGAACCAGGUCAACCUGGAACUCCAGGCCGGGAGGGACAAUCAGGAAAAGAUGGAGAUCCAGGGCCUGCAGGACCACAGGGCCCUCGAGGACUCCGAGGAGUAGCAGGCAAGACAGGACCUCCAGGUGCCCCAGGAGAAACUGGUCCUGCAGGUAACCCAGGCUCCAAGGGAAGCAAAGGUGAAACUGGUAGCCCAGGAGUCCCUGGUUUCAUUGGGCCACGAGGUCCUCCUGGCGAACCAGGUGAAAAGGGGGUCCCAGGGAAAGAGGGCACCCCAGGAAAACCAGGAGAAUUUGGAGGAAAAGGUGACAGGGGAGACCCUGGAACCAAAGGUGAAAGAGGGCCAGCAGGGGAGAAGGGAGCAUCAGGUGAUCCAGGAGUUCCUGGUCGCAAAGGACACACAGGAUUAAUGGGCUCCCCAGGACCAUCAGGAGAGUCAGGACAAGUUGGGCCUCCUGGCCCUCCAGGACAACCUGGAUUUCCUGGACCUAGAGGGGAUCCUCCAUCAAUAGAAACAUUGCGAAGACUUAUUCAAGAAGAGUUAGGAAAACAACUUGAUGCCAGACUGCCCUACCUCAUAAGUCAGUUGCAGCCUUCCCAUGUCAAAGCACCUCAAGGUAGACCAGGGCCUCCUGGAUCACCUGGAAAGGAAGGCCCCCCAGGUAGAGUUGGCCCUCCAGGAGAACCUGGCCAACCUGGACAACCAGGUUCAGAAGGACCAUUGGGACCGAUGGGACCAAAAGGUGGCAGAGGAGAGAAAGGAGAGAAAGGAGACCUUGGCAUUGGUCAGCGGGGUGAAAUUGGUCCUCCAGGAGUAGCAGGUGUUCCAGGUGAACCUGGCUAUGGUAAAGAUGGGAUUCCUGGAGCUCAAGGUCCUCAAGGUGAAGCUGGGGCUCCUGGCCUUAUGGGCCCUCCAGGGCCUCCAGGGGCCAAUGGACAAUGUGACCCCUCCCAAUGUGCUUAUUAUGCAAGCCUGGCUGCUCGGCCCAGCAACGUCAAAGGUCCCUAAAAAGGUAGCCUCCAUCACUGCCUGUGGACCUCUCAUGGACCUACUUUGGAAAACUCAGAUGAAGCAAGGGAGUUGGGAGAUCCAGAUCCAGAUCUUUGCUUCUGUUCUUUGACAAG